AUGGACUUUGGGUCAAGAACCCCGUCGAGCGAGCAAUUGGGAAGAAUCACAGACCGACUGGGCCUCUACCAGAACCAGCUUCUUUCAUCCUCUAGCUCCUCUUCAUCACCAUCUUCUACGCCAACAAACGUGUCCUCCACCCCGACAUCAUCCUCAAUGUCUCGCGACCCAAUCACCUGCCACGUCCUAAACACACUGACGGGCACGCCCGCAGCAAGCCUCCCGGUGACGUUGACUCUCCUAUCCGGAGCGUCGACCGGCCAGACCAGCCCUGUCACUUUCCGCGCCACCACCGACGCAGAUGGACGCGUGAAAAACUGGACAGCUGAAGCGGCCACCUCGACGACCGUUCCCGCCAUCCUGUCCGCACUGCCGGCCGCGGACAGCAAGACGAACUGGUCCGUCCGAUUCGACGUCGGCCCGUGGUAUGAGGCACAGGGCGUCGAGAGCUUCUGGCCCGAGGUGGAGGUGAAAUUCACCGUGAAGGGUAGAGGUCGCGAGGGCGAGGAGGGCUGGCGGCAUUAUCAUGUUCCGGUGCUUUUGGGACCGUGGAAUUAUUCGACUUAUCGGGGGUCGUGA
Aspergillus melleus is the source of this 579-nucleotide messenger RNA. Its product is annotated as hydroxyisourate hydrolase. Gene Ontology annotation, biological process: purine nucleobase metabolic process. Gene Ontology annotation, molecular function: hydroxyisourate hydrolase activity. The coding region runs from base 1 to 579 and encodes 192 amino acids. The transcript has a single exon. The record is from RefSeq and is a predicted model, not a curated record. NCBI's taxonomy places the organism in Eukaryota, Fungi, Ascomycota, Eurotiomycetes, Eurotiales, Aspergillaceae.